AUGUCCUUCGAAAGAGAGCGCUUCACCACCCAGGCGCGAAGUGACCUCCAAGGUGUCCGAGGAGUUCGCCUCGCUGUGCUGACCUCGGCUGGACUUUGCCAAUUAGCAAAGGGUGAUCCGAAGAGGGGUGAGAGGCAGAGAGGGCGUCCAGUUUUUUAUCCGGAGACGUGUGCGGAACUGCGGCUGCACCGUGAGCAUGCCGAUCCCCCUGCGGAAAGCCCUGGCAUGGUCUCCAAACAGGCCAAGCCGGAAGAUGCGCCCAGCUUGGAAGAGAUCCCUGCAUUUAGCACCCAGCAGCCAGGACCGGCUGCUCUCCCAGAGACGAGGCCCGAGCCGCGAGAGACCCCGGAGCCUCGCGAGGUGGUGGAGACGAGGUCGAAGCGCCGAGGCCCGAAGGCGGCGGCAGAGGCCGAGGCCGCUGAGUCCGAGAAGCCGCCGGACUCGGAGGAGAAGGUACAAGUGAUGGACCUCGAGGAGGAUUCCGAGAGGAGUCGGGGGAAGUGGAACCGGGCAGUCAGUGUCCACCACAUUGACACCACACUCCAGGAGGAGAUGUUCGUAGCCGGCCUCUCGCGUGAUGCGAAAGUGUACGAGAUAGAACCCGACGUGAUCCGGAAGAAGGGCACAGACGUGGUCUGCCCCCGCGAUGGCAGGCUGUCGGGCACGGAGAGGGGUUGUGGCUUCUUAGCGGGCGGUGAUCUGUUGGAUUGGACCGGCUUGUGGACGGUGCUGGUGACUCUGACAUGGCAGCGGCCGCUGGAAUCGACCUGGUGGUGUCGUCGCAGCCCUCAGAGAUGCUUGGGCCACAACGUUCGCCUAGUUCAAGGUGGGAGCUUCCGCUUCGCAAAGCGGCUAGCAGCACCGUUCGUGGUGGACUGGAACGGCGACGGUUACCAGGACCUCCUCGUGGGCGAGCAUGACGGGAGUGUGAGGUACUUCAAGGGCGGCCGUGCCGGGAAGUUCCACUUUCAACGGGGAGCCCUCAGCCCCUUCCACGUUCUCCACCCUCCUCCGCCUCGCAACGGCACCUUCUCUGCGGCCACGGUGGCGGCCGUGGAUUUCGACGGCGACACGAAGCUGGAAUUGCUUUGGUCCGUGGGUGGACGCAUCCGGUACUUCCUUCAAAGGGGCAAAGGCCGCUUGGUGGAGCAGCGUGGAGUCCACAACCCGUUCCGACGAAUCAGGUGCCAGUGGCUGGCCUGUCGCUUUCAUGCUGCCGACUGGGAUGCGGAUGGAGACAUUGACCUGGCUGUGCCCAUUGGCCGAGGCGUCGCCUACUUCGAGAAUCGCGAUGGCAUCCUGAAAAGCAGGCUCGGCACUGAGAACCCGUUCAACGUCGUCCUCACCAAGUUCACGGGCAACCACAGGGGCUGGUCAGGCUACUAUGCCUCGGUCUGCAUGGCCGACUGGGAGCUGGAUGGAGAUAUGGACUUCCUGGUCGGUCAGACCGAUGGCAGCGUGCUGUUCUUUGAGCGACUGCAGAGCGGAAUGCUGGAGCGCCGGUUCGGUGCGCAGAAUCCGUUCCAUCACGUGGAAGGAGAUGGGCAUUACUACCCGGCGGUGCAUGCAGGACGGCUCACGAAGCACGGUGAUCUCAGGUUCCUGGUCGGCGAUCUGUCCGGCAAGGUCGCUGUCUACCAUUUCGAGCGGGAUCGAAAAGUGCGCUUUCGGGAGUUCAAUGCCAACCCCUUUUCCGACCUGGGCAACUUCUUUUCCGCCGUGCCCUCCACGCCGCUGACCGCCGCAAAUGGGGACACCUUCUUGAUGUUCCAGGAGGCCAAUGUUGGUCGCGUGUCGCUCUUCAAGAAGACCCCGAGAGGGCGACUGGUUAACAUCACGCCCUUGGACGGCAAGGUGCCGCAGGUAGCCUUUUCUGCCAAGUGGCUCGAAGCAGGCAAGCCGCAAGAAGUGGAUUUCAACGGCGAUGGCGAAGUGGACAGGCCGGCUGUACCCAAUGCUUCGGAAAGCGGGCAAAAAGUCGAAGACUUGGUGCAGGAGGUAAAGGAGAGCAGUCCGGAGGGCAAGAGCGAUGUGUCGACCUACGCCAUAAGCGCUGACUUCUCCCCUGCCUCGGGGAAGCACUCUGGUGUCCGAAGCUUCUCCAUGUUUAGCCAUGGAGCAGUCCUGCCCACAGCCGUUUGCCUUAGCAAGGCUGCCAUCGGCGCAGGAGUUUUGACCAUGGCCGGGCACGCGGCGGAGGUGGGCCUCGUGUUCCAAACCUCCGCGCUGAUCGGAGGAGCCGUUCUGACACUUGCGAGCAUUCGCUUCAUCGCCACGGCCUGCAUCGCGACAGGCUGCUCCAGCUACGAAGACUUGUGCGACGAGUUGCUCCACCCUGUGAUGGCCCUCUUGACCGGUUUCAUGAACACAUUGAAUUGCAUCGGUUCUGCGGUUGGCUACCUCAUCAUUUGCGGGCAACUUUUUGGAGUCGUCACUGGUGCAUCAGAGCCUCACUGCAAGCUGUUUGUCGUGCUCACGGGCGUCUUUGUUUGUGCUCCAUUGGCCAUCGCCAGGCAUGUCAGCUGCAUGCGGCACCUAGCUGCAGGGAGCAUGGCUGCUCUUCUCAUGUUGGUCGCCUGUGUCAUGAGGUACUAUGCCGAACACGGAGCAGAUGAGACCAUUGUCACCCCAGACGAUGUGUUUUUCUCCUCCACGGCCACGGUCUUCACCUACAUGUCAGACAUCAACAAUGUCGUCUUUGCCUACACCAAUCAGUUCAAUGUGCCCCAACUUACCGGGGAGAUGAAGCCGGAACCCUCGACGAUGCGCAUGCACACAGCGGCAGUCAUCUGCCUGAUCAUGUGCUUCGCAGUCUACAUCUUCACGUCUGUGUUCGGCGUGCUUGCUUUCGGCAUUGGAGAUCACCAGAAAGAUUCGCUGGUGAACUCCUUGAAGCCGGCGGGACGGAACCCAUUUGUGGUGCUGAGCAUGUUAGGCCUGAUGCUCAGCGUGCUCACAUGCUUCCAGUUCCAUGUCUACCCGGUGCGUCAGUUCGCUGCUUAUCUCGUGCGACGCAUUCGCAAGCGAGGCGCCAAUACUGAGAAGGAGGACAAGGUUGUUUGUGGCAAAACUGUGACCAGGUGGUUCGAUAUCUUCUUCGCCCUCCUCAGCGUGGCUGUGGUCAUCUUCAUUGCAGUGGUCGUCAAAGACCUGAGGACAGUGCUGCAGUUUGUGGGGUCCUUUGCAUCGGCCUACAUUGCCUUCAUUGUGCCACCAAUUUGGCUUCUCCAGGUCCGACGCCGCUCUCCAAGCUUCUGCUGGUGCAAGGCUGAGACCCAGCUCUGCUUGCUGGUGCUCUCCUUGGGGAUCUUCUUCUUUGCAUUCGGUACCUAUACAGCCGUGUUGUCUGUCUAA
Molecule: messenger RNA, 3354 nt
Organism: Symbiodinium sp. CCMP2592
Lineage: Eukaryota; Dinophyceae; Suessiales; Symbiodiniaceae
Source: the annotation of a GenBank genome assembly